Cucumis melo (muskmelon) is the source of this 960-nucleotide messenger RNA. Its product is annotated as phosphopantothenoylcysteine decarboxylase subunit VHS3-like. Bases 262 to 786 code for a protein of 174 amino acids. The transcript is spliced from 3 exons. The record is from RefSeq and is a predicted model, not a curated record. Lineage: Eukaryota; Viridiplantae; Streptophyta; Magnoliopsida; Cucurbitales; Cucurbitaceae.
CAAAAACACAAAGCCCUAAUCGGACCAAACCCUAGGGUUUACCCUAACUGGACUAAACCCAACUUUUCUCCCAAAUCUCACAAAACCCAUUCCCCUUUCUUCUUCUCUCUCUCACUGCCAGGCCCAUCUCUCUCCUCGACCUUCCUUCCUUCUUCUUCUUCUUCUUCUUCUUCCUCUUCUUCCUCUUCUUCUUCUCUCUCUCUGCAUUUCUUUUCUUCCUAUUCUCUAUUUCUCUUCACUUUUGAGCUCCUUUUUCCGGCAAUGGAGUUGGACUGUGUAAGCUUCGUGGAGAGAACCAUGUGGGAGCGCUCUGUUUUGGAAGCUAUGGCGGUGGAGACUGUUUUCACCACUGCAAACUCCCUUGCUUGCCUUCUGGCGGCGGCAGGAGCUAUGUUAAAUAUUGCUAAUGGUACACCAGGAUUGGCUGCAAUUGAGGAGAGGUUUCCUUUCUCUGAACUUCACAAAAAGGAAAGGCCUGAUCAGGAAAACAAAGAUGGUAGUGAAACAGAGGAUGAUGAAGAUGAUGACGAUGACGAUGACGCAAAUGAUCAGGAUGACGACGACGACGACGAAGAUUUCUCUGGAGGUGAAGAAGGUGAUGAUGGUGAUCCAGAGGACGAUCCUGAAGCAAAUGGUGAUGGAAGAGCUGGAGGUGAUGAGGAAGAUGACGAUGACGAUGACGACAAUGGAGAUGAUGACGACGACGACGACGACGAGGACGAAGAUGAGGACGAAGAAGACGAAGAGGAGGAAACACCCCAGCCACCAGCCAAGAAGAGGAAGUGAGAAUAUCGAUUGGCCCUCCAAAUUGUUGAGUUUCGAGUAGCGAGGGAAGUUUAGCUAGUGUUAGCCUUUGCUUUAGGGGGUAGGAACAUUGUGGGCCUUGUUGGUAAUGAACUUCUCGUCUUAUGUUUGUGAUGUUGUGGAUCCAUAUUAUAUAUAACAAUUUCUUCUGCUAAA